Phytophthora sojae is the source of this 417-nucleotide messenger RNA. RefSeq lists its product as hypothetical. The record is from RefSeq and is a predicted model, not a curated record. Bases 1 to 417 code for a protein of 138 amino acids. NCBI's taxonomy places the organism in Eukaryota, Oomycota, Peronosporomycetes, Peronosporales, Peronosporaceae. The transcript has a single exon.
AUGAUUCUGGGGUUCCUGUACGGCAUCUAUCCAGUAUACGAAGUGCUCUUUGGCCGUGCAAAGAACACUUCCUACGAGCUUCCUGUGAUUCUGCUACUUCCAGCUCUGAAGCUCCUGAUGAAGUUCGCAUUUGCGAUUUGUGCAGCCAACAAAGAAGACAUCGUGCCAUCUCAAGUGAUAUUUACUGUCGAGUUUUACAACACGUUUUAUUACAUGGCUACCUUUUUGCACAGCCUGUCGACAACAUCACUGGUAACGAUAAUGGGGAUUGAUCUGCUACAAACGGCAAUCGAGUUGCGAGAUGUCCAUGCCAAAAUGCAACGCGUGCUACGUUGUCUUACAUGGACCAAACUGCUGGACCCCGCGCCAAUCUCCUCGCGCAAAUUCGAAACCUUUGCAUUUCCCUAUCAGCGCUAG